AUCCCGGAAGUUCUAGUCAGGACGUACGUGGCCUUUUCCUCCAGGACUAGUGCAGGAGCUUCGCUGCAUUGCAAAAUGGAACUCGAAGCGAUGACCCGGUACACCAGCCCGGUGAACCCGGCUGUGUUCCCCCACCUGACAGUCGUCCUGUUGGCCAUCGGCAUGUUCUUCACAGCUUGGUUCUUCGUGUAUGAGGUUACGUCAACAAAAUACACAAGAGAUGUGUACAAAGAGUUGCUGAUAUCCCUUGUAGCGUCACUUUUCAUGGGUUUCGGCGUUCUCUUCCUGCUCCUCUGGGUUGGCAUUUAUGUAUGAAGACUGACUGACCUGAAGAGGUGACACAUUCCAGGGCAACGCAACAAAUACAACUGGAUUGGAUUUCUGAUUUGAUUGGACUGCACUGACAACAUUUGCAUUCAUGGAGUAUCUUUUGGAGAAGUAAAUGGAACUUUGUAAAACUUG
Messenger RNA from Synchiropus splendidus (mandarinfish), 462 nucleotides. RefSeq names its product transmembrane protein 258 (gene tmem258). The record is from RefSeq and is a predicted model, not a curated record. Gene Ontology annotation, cellular component: membrane-bounded organelle. Gene Ontology annotation, biological process: protein N-linked glycosylation. NCBI's taxonomy places the organism in Eukaryota, Metazoa, Chordata, Actinopteri, Syngnathiformes, Callionymidae. The transcript is spliced from 4 exons. Bases 76 to 315 code for a protein of 79 amino acids.